Molecule: messenger RNA, 718 nt
Organism: Aspergillus piperis CBS 112811
Lineage: Eukaryota; Fungi; Ascomycota; Eurotiomycetes; Eurotiales; Aspergillaceae
Exons: 5
Coding region: 99-542 (147 amino acids)
Source: RefSeq, a predicted model, not a curated record
GAGGUCGUGGCGGGGAGAUUUAAAAAGGAACGAGGGAUAGGAAAUUAAAGCACGAGUAGAGAGACUCGGACUCCCAAGCGAAUGGAAAAAGAAAUGGGAUGGAAAACAAAACGGAAGAUAAAAAAAAGCAAAGAAGGGGUGGAGAGACAGGAAAAAGCAACGAGGAAGAAGAGGAGACAGAGAAGAUCAAUGACUUUGUUCGGGCAGGAAUGGAGAGAAGCAAGGACGAUGACCCGACGGAGAACAACUUGUUGAAUGAAGUAGGGGAGGAAGGGGAAAGAGAGGGGGGAAGGAAGUGGAAGUUCAAGAAAACCAACGAGAUGCCACCGAUCCAACUCUGCGCCGCCCCUCUCUCUGCGACCAUCGCAACGUUGCUGGGGGCCAGCCGCGAGUCAAUCUCGUUCCUGACGCCCUUUCGGCUGAUGAUUGGGGAACUCGUGAGGCUGAGGAUGGAGUCAUCUUCUCCCACCACCAGUCAGAGUGUCUCUGCACGUCAUUUUCCCACUCAACUACCUUUAGACGAGGGAGGGGUGAGAAAUUAGUGUGUCCAGCAAUCUGGGUGAAACUAGUCGUUCCUUCUAUAUCUGGAACCUUGUUGGACAGCUCUGACACUGACAGUCACACAACAUAGUGUUUCGGUCCAGACUACAACAAUUCCAUUCUUUUAAAUUAAAGCAAUUCAACAUUGAAACAGUACUAGUUACUAGCAAGUUGAUUU